Messenger RNA from Teleopsis dalmanni, 477 nucleotides. RefSeq lists its product as uncharacterized. Lineage: Eukaryota; Metazoa; Arthropoda; Insecta; Diptera; Diopsidae. The coding region runs from base 1 to 477 and encodes 158 amino acids. The transcript has a single exon. The record is from RefSeq and is a predicted model, not a curated record.
AUGGGAUUAAGAGCGGCAUUUAAAGAAGAUUUGCAAGCGACACCAUCGGAAUUAAUUUAUGGGGUAAAUAUGCGUCUACCAGGAGAGAUGUUUGCUGGUGAGUUGAAGCAAGUAUCGCAAACAGAGUUUGUUAAGGAAAACUAUGAACGAACUGAAGCCAUUGCAAGCAUUGCAAUUGCAUUCCCAUUGCAAGUAUUCUUACGUGAUGACGCCGUGCGACCACCACUGAAACAGCCAUAUGAGGGCCCGUAUGAAAUUUUAAGUCGUGGUGAGAAAACUCUAACAAUAAGGGCAAGAGGGCGCACGGUGAAUGUCAGCAUAGAUCGAGUGAAACCGGUAUAUUUUGGAAAUGAAGCUGGUGAAGGUUGUUUGCAAAAUAAUGUCAAGGUGUUAGGUGGUAACAGUAACAAGCAGAUAGCACCAAAGGUGACUCGAGUGGGUAGAGCGGUGCGUUUUCCUUUGAGGUUUAUGAUGUAG